This is a messenger RNA of Castor canadensis (American beaver), 960 nucleotides long. Its product is annotated as olfactory receptor 1S1-like. NCBI's taxonomy places the organism in Eukaryota, Metazoa, Chordata, Mammalia, Rodentia, Castoridae. Gene Ontology annotation, molecular function: olfactory receptor activity; G protein-coupled receptor activity. The record is from RefSeq and is a predicted model, not a curated record. Gene Ontology annotation, cellular component: membrane. Gene Ontology annotation, biological process: G protein-coupled receptor signaling pathway.
AAGAUUAACAGAAAUAUGCAUCAAGGAAACCAAACCAUCUCUGAAUUCAUCCUCCUGGGACUCUCCAACCAGGCUGAGAAGCAAGAAUUCAUCUUCGUGCUUUUUCUGUGUAUGUACCUGGUCACUGUGGUUGGGAAUGGUCUCAUCAUUCUAGCCAUUGGCUUGGAUUUGAAUCUUCACACUCCCAUGUAUUUCUUCCUUGCUAACCUAUCCUUUGCUGAUAUUACCUCCACUUCAACCUCAGUCCCCAAAAUGCUGACGAAUAUUCAGUUCAAGAGUCAAUCCAUCUCCUAUGAUAGCUGUAUCACACAAAUGUACUUUUCCAUUGUGUUUGUUGUCCUUGACAAUUUCCUCUUGGGGGUCAUGGCCUAUGACUGCUUUGUGGCUAUCUGCCACCCUCUGAGCUAUGCAACUGUCAUGUACCCCAAACUCUGUGUUUUUUUCACAGUCAUCCCAUGGUUCCUCAGUAAUACUGUUGCCCUGACACACACCCUUCUACUUAUUCAACUGGUCUUCUGUGACAGAAACACUCUCCCACACUUCUUCUGUGACUUGGCCUCUCUCAUCAAACUGUCCUGUUCAGAUGCAAUGAUCAAUGAGUUGGUAUUAUUUAUUGUGGGCAUAUCAGUUAUCAUCUUGCCCUUUGCCCUCAUACUCUUCUCCUACAUCUGCAUCAUCAGGGCUGUCCUGAGAAUCUCAUCUACAGAGGGGAAGUGGAAAGCCUUCUCCACCUGUGGCAGUCACCUGACAGUUGUAUUGCUCUUCUAUAGCACCAUUGUAGGGGUUUACUUUUUCCCCUCCUCAACUCACCCUGAGGACACAGAUAAGAUUGGUGCAGUACUAUUCACUGUGGUGACACCCAUGUUGAACCCCUUCAUCUAUAGUCUGAGGAACAAGGAUAUGAAAGGUGCUCUGAGAAAGCUCAUCGAAAAACAAAGGCUCUUCCUUUUGAUGCCAUGA